This is a messenger RNA of Onychostruthus taczanowskii (white-rumped snowfinch), 1640 nucleotides long. It is a transcript of the gene VPS29, whose product is annotated as VPS29 retromer complex component. Gene Ontology annotation, biological process: retrograde transport, endosome to Golgi; intracellular protein transport. The transcript is spliced from 4 exons. The record is from RefSeq and is a predicted model, not a curated record. The coding region runs from base 83 to 682 and encodes 199 amino acids. NCBI's taxonomy places the organism in Eukaryota, Metazoa, Chordata, Aves, Passeriformes, Passeridae. Gene Ontology annotation, cellular component: endosome; retromer complex.
GAGUAAGUCACUCCUUGGCUCUCGCUGACACCCCUGGGAAGGGCUCGCUCGUGUUCCUCCGUGGCACUGGCAGGUGGCUCCGAUGAAUUCAGGGGCUGCUGGCCAUCCCGCGCCUCAGAUCACUCCCAAAAUCCAGUUGGUGCUGGUGCUGGGUGACCUCCACAUCCCCCAUCGCUGCAACAGCCUCCCGGCCAAGUUCAAAAAGCUGCUGGUGCCUGGCAAGAUCCAACACAUCCUGUGCACAGGGAACCUCUGCACCAAGGACACCUAUGACUACCUCAAGACCCUGGCUGGGGAUGUUCAUGUUGUCAGAGGGGACUUUGAUGAGAACCUGAAUUAUCCUGAGCAGAAAGUUGUGACUGUUGGACAGUUCAAAAUUGGGCUGAUUCAUGGCCAUCAGGUGAUCCCCUGGGGUGACAUGGCCAGCCUGGCACUGCUCCAGAGGCAGUUUGAUGUGGACAUCCUCAUUUCAGGACACACACACAAAUUUGAGGCAUUUGAACAUGAAAAUAAAUUCUAUAUCAACCCAGGAUCAGCUACAGGAGCCUACCAUGCCUUAGAGAACAACAUCAUUCCCUCAUUUGUGCUGAUGGACAUCCAGGCUUCUACAGUAGUUACAUAUGUCUAUCAACUAAUUGGAGAUGAUGUGAAGGUAGAAAGAAUCGAGUACAAGAAAUCCUAAAAAAUGUUUUUGCUUGUCUGGUAUUUUUACCAUCUCCUUCUGAACUGCAAGUUCCAAAACUUGACUGCUCGUUUACAGCCCUGCACUGUCUCUAACAGCUUAACAAUGUAACUUCUUGUCAUGAAUUUAAACAACCUUGUGUUUGCUUUUCUCUGUAUGAUUUGUAAAAUAUUCCAUUAAGAUAACUGUCGAAAUACUGCUCCUUAAUGUUGUAAUAAACUCCACUUCAUAGAAAAGCUGAGCUUGGUGAGGUGGUGUUGGGGAAGAAUGCAGCAGUUGUGGUGGUUUGGUGCUCCCCUUCCAAGGGAUGCUUGGACAGGGCUGGAACAGAGAUUGAGGGCUCUGGGACCAGGCUGGGUUUGCUCCAGAAUCCAGUUUAUAUUUAAUUGUCUCAACUGAACAUCCUCAACUAAGUUCAAGGAGUAAAAUGGCUUGAUAAACUCUGAAAGGAUUACAGUUACCUUGUAAUUUCACUGCAGAGUUUGAGUCUUUUUCUGAUCAAAGCACUUUCAAAUCUCCCUGUGCUUUCGUGAAUGAUGAUCUCAUUCAAUCUAUAACCAGUGAGGAGAGGUUUCCUUUAUUUGUGGCUCACAUCUGACACUCCACUUUUUGUGCUCUUUGCUCCAUGUGCAGAGACUCUCAGUGAUGUAAUUCCAUGUGACUCUUAAAGCUGCUGAAGAUAAAUCUGGGUUGUUCAAGGAGCAGCACCUUGUGGCUCCUCUGUUCCCACAGCUGCAGGCACCUGAAUGUAUUUAACAGCUCCCCUUUCUCACAACUGCUGUAACUUUCCAACAAAACAGGUUUUUAUCUUUUGUCUCCCCCAGCAGAAUGUUUAGGAUGGGGGCAGUUUCCUUGGCCUUUGGUUUAUGACACUUCCAUCAGCUGGAACCCUUCUUUCUGUGGCAUGAGCUGACUGAAUGACUCAUUUCUGUUCAAAAUAAACCUGCUUUGCCCUGGA